AUGGUAGAAUUUGUUCGUGUCUUUGUAGUACUGUGGACACAAUUAAGAAUUAUUUUUCUUAUUGCCUGGGCAGCAACCAACCAUUUUAGCACCUGGCUUGCUUCUAGCCUCAGCAUAUUUUAUUUGCUCAAGAUAGCCUUUCUCCAACCUAUUUUUAUUCACCUAAGGAGGAGAGAGAAGAGUGUCAUUUUAGUGUCAUGGUUGAGAAUUUUUAUGAUUUUGUUUUUCAUUUUACAUGAACCUCUGAGGAACAUGUAGGUCCAUGACAAAGGGUUAAGCACCAAGGUCUACAUGAACGCGUUGCAAGCUCUGGUCUCCAUUCUCUUGUUAUUUGCCAUGUCUUCUCCGUCUUUAAUUGUAUCUGUGGGCCUUCUAAUAGAAUGCUGA
Molecule: messenger RNA, 387 nt
Organism: Marmota flaviventris (yellow-bellied marmot)
Lineage: Eukaryota; Metazoa; Chordata; Mammalia; Rodentia; Sciuridae
Source: RefSeq, a predicted model, not a curated record